Molecule: messenger RNA, 657 nt
Organism: Octopus sinensis (East Asian common octopus)
Lineage: Eukaryota; Metazoa; Mollusca; Cephalopoda; Octopoda; Octopodidae
Product: craniofacial development protein 2-like
Exons: 1
Coding region: 1-657 (218 amino acids)
Biological process (GO): chromatin remodeling
Cellular component (GO): nucleus
Molecular function (GO): catalytic activity
Source: RefSeq, a predicted model, not a curated record
AUGUGCCCUGGCAUCAUUGACGAUCUACGACAGAUGAACGACAGUAGGAAGACAGCAGUCAUCAACACCAAAUUGAAAAGGCUGAACAUCGACAUAGCGGCGCUGCAAGAGACCAGGCUCGCCGCAGACGGCAUGCUACGGGAGAAGGACUACACCUUCUACUGGCAGGGGAGACCCGUCGAGGAGGCCCGCCAGCAUGGCGUGGGGUUUGCCGUGAGGAACAGCUUGCUCCCCAUGGUGAUCCCUCCUUCAAAUGGCUCAGAGCGCAUCCUCACUCUUAACCUUGCAACAUCAACGGGGAAGGCAAACAUAAUUAGUGCUUAUGCCCCAACACUCUACUCUCCUCAGGAAAUAAAAGACCGGUUCUAUGAGGAGCUCGACGCCACCAUCAGCCAGAUACCAGAGUCAGAGCCCAUCUUCCUUCUGGGCGACUUCAACGCAAGGGUGGGAUCCGAUCAUGGGGCAUGGCCAGAUUGCCUUGGACGCUUUGGCGUGGGGAGGGUGAAUGAGAAUGGCCAGAGACUGUUGGAGCUUUGCUCUUACCGGAAACUCUGCGUUUCCAACACAUUCUUCAUGACUAAGCCGCAUCACCAGGUCUCAUGGAGGCACCCAAGGUCCGGACACUGGCACCAACUGGACAUGGUCAUCACCUGGUGA